CUGGGCGGCUACAAGCACCCCAGCCUCGCAAGCCUGUCUGCAACGUGGCCGCGUUCAUCCGGGUCGCCCUCAUCUCCCCCAUCCCACUCCCGCUCCAGCAAACUCUUCUGUUCUCUCGCCAGGCCCAGUCAUAUUCCAGGGUUUUCCUUCUCCUGCUCUCCGCAAACGCUGAGCGUCCCAUCCUUAACCAGCUCUGGCUACUUUAGCCAAAGCCGUUCGCAGUCUGAAGACUCAGCUCCCCUGACAUGGCCCGGCAGAAGGGUGGAGGCAGGGCCAACCGCGGAACCGCCCCCAGCCGCCUCCCAGCCUAGGCGUUCGGGCGGGUUGCUGGGGCGCCUCCACCUCCUCUUCCUAAAGCGGCGAGGCGCAGCAGAGCGGCAUCACUGGAGCCCAGGUCCCAGCCACCACCGCACGCACAGCUCUGCAUUCAGGAAGAGGAGCAGCACUGCAGUUGGCCAAAAGCUAGGCGGGCGAGCGUCAGAGAGGCCCCUAUCGAGAAGCCUGGGAGAGCUGCAGAGCUACCCCCGUAGGAGGAGCCUGUCUCUGCCCAAGGCGCCACCACCGCAGAAGCAGCACGAAGUAGCAGUCGCCUCCAUGGCCCACUCACCGGUGGCUGUUCAAGUGCCCGGGAUGCAGAAUAAUAUAGCGGAUCCAGAAGAACUGUUCACAAAAUUAGAACGCAUUGGAAAAGGCUCCUUUGGAGAAGUUUUCAAAGGAAUUGAUAACCGUACUCAGCAAGUGGUUGCAAUUAAAAUCAUUGACCUUGAGGAAGCCGAGGAUGAAAUAGAAGACAUCCAACAAGAAAUAACUGUUCUGAGUCAGUGCGACAGCUCAUAUGUAACAAAAUACUAUGGGUCGUAUUUAAAGGGUUCAAAACUAUGGAUAAUAAUGGAAUACCUAGGUGGAGGUUCAGCAUUGGAUCUUCUGCGUGCAGGUCCAUUUGAUGAGUUCCAGAUUGCCACCAUGCUCAAGGAGAUUUUGAAAGGUCUGGACUAUCUACAUUCUGAAAAGAAAAUUCACCGAGACAUUAAAGCUGCCAACGUCUUGCUUUCAGAACAAGGUGAUGUUAAACUGGCUGACUUUGGAGUUGCUGGCCAGCUGACAGAUACACAAAUCAAAAGGAACACCUUUGUAGGAACUCCAUUUUGGAUGGCUCCUGAAGUGAUUCAGCAGUCAGCUUAUGACUCUAAAGCUGACAUAUGGUCUUUGGGAAUUACUGCUAUUGAACUUGCCAAGGGAGAGCCUCCAAAUUCUGACAUGCAUCCAAUGAGAGUUCUGUUUCUUAUUCCAAAAAACAACCCCCCAACUCUUGUUGGAGACUUUACUAAGUCUUUCAAGGAGUUUAUUGAUGCUUGCCUGAAUAAAGAUCCAUCAUUUCGUCCUACGGCAAAAGAACUUUUGAAGCAUAAGUUCAUUGUAAAAAAUUCAAAGAAGACUUCUUAUCUGACUGAAUUGAUCGAUCGAUUUAAGAGAUGGAAAGCAGAAGGCCACAGUGAUGAGGAAUCUGAUUCUGAGGGCUCUGACUCGGAAUCCAGCAGCAGGGAAAGUAAUACUCACCCUGAAUGGAGUUUCACCACUGUGCGUAAGAAGCCUGAUCCAAAGAAACUGCAGAAUGGGGAAGAGCAAGAUCUUGUGCAAACCUUAAGCUGUUUGUCUAUGAUAAUCACACCUGCAUUUGCUGAACUUAAACAGCAGGAUGAGAAUAAUGCGAGCCGAAACCAGGCAAUUGAAGAACUUGAGAAAAGUAUUGCUGGGGCUGAAGCUGCCUGUCCUGGCAUCACAGAUAAAAUGGUGAAGAAACUAAUUGAAAAAUUUCAAAAGUGUUCUGCGGAUGAAUCCACUUAAGAGAUUUAUUGUCAUUCUUUUUGGCUUCUGUUUCAUGUGGACCAGGAGAAACCCACCAAAGCUAUGUCAACCUUAAUAAUGCUUAACUCAUGAGCUCCAUGUGCCUUUUGGAUCUUUGCCACAUUGAAGAUUUAGAGGAAGCUAUUCAACUAUUUUGUGAUGGUGGCUAUCAUUUUGUAUUUUAAAGAGAUUAUUUUGUAAGGAAUAAUUUUAAUACUAUAGUUUUGCCUGUAUUGUAGUAAAUGUUGAGAUACAGUUUUUUUUUUUUUUUUUUUUUUUUUGAUUUGGGGUACCAUUAUUUCUUAUGUUCUUGGAAUGAAUACCGUUUGGUUUGGAAUCUUUAGUUAACUGUACACUCAGUAACAUACAGGUCUUUCAAAGUCAUCCUGAUUAUCAAAUAUUUGCAAACCAUCGAGCUUCUAAAAGCUUUCUUUUUCCCCCACACAAGUAUAUUCUAAAAAGGACUAUUUGUAGUGAGGUAGAAAUAAGUAAUACCUUCUUAAAACAAGUGUUUUUAAGAAGCUCAUGGAAAGAACACCUAUAAAAGUAUUUAUUGACUUUCCUAGCAAGCUAUUCUGAAUUCAGGCAGCUCCAUGUCUAGCACCUUGGAGAACCUUGUGUUUGAAGCAUUUCCAUGCAACAUGUAGCAGCAGAAGUACCUCUCAGUGUAUUCAUCUUCUCUUUCAGAUGGAAGGAGCAAUUAACUCUUAUUUAACAUGGUUAGACAUUUAAAGUAAUCUCAUUUGGCCAAGAAUCGGGGUUUGGUUAGAAUGGUGGAGUUAGUCUGGCUUCAAUCUUCAAAUCUUCAGCUCAAAUCACACAUUACAUGCUUGGAUUUAGAAAACUUUUAACAACCAUUUUGUCUUGUGAUUAAAUACCUGAUCAAUAGGUAUGAACAUAACUUUAUACCAGCAUUUUUUUGUCAUGGUAAUGCAUUUUUGUAGAAACUAUUUAUACAUUUUUCUUUAUAAUUAUCCACACACAUAAGUAUAGUGUGUUCAAUUCUGAAGGGGUAUUUAAACGAACAUUGUCCAGCUCAUAUGAAAAUACCAUAGGGCAGGAUCAUAUAAAAGUAAGAUAGGCUGUGCAGUGAAUUUUAAGUUCUAUUUAUGGUACUGUUAAGUGAGUAAUAGCCUUUUUUAGCCCAAUAUAUAUACUGUGUUUGCCCAAGUGCUGAACUAGGCUAUAGUUUUGUAGCUGUAGAAUUGUUGGUACUAAUUUCAACAGUUAAGAUUUUAAUGUUUGUAUCUUUACAUUUGAUUUUAGCACAAAACAUUUUAAAAUAUCUGAGUAACUGCCAAAUGUGAAAAAGAAAGAUGUUGUAUGAGUAGCCAAUGCAGUUUUUAAUUGAAGUGUCAAUUACAUCCCUUCUUUAAAAAAAGAAACACAAAUAUUUGAAAGGUGGAACAUCAUGUCGUAUGUUCAUUGGUGCCUAUACUGUAAUUGUUGCUUUGCGUUGACUUGUACCUUGAAGUAAUGAUUUGGUUAGUUUUUACAUCCAUGUUGUAACUGAAACUCAAUUACAGUUCGUUCUCCAUAGUGCUCUACAAAUAAUUGUGUGACUUGAACAAUGGGUGACAUUCAUAUUUUUGUGAAAAUAAAAACAAGUUCAUAGAUUGAUUAUGGAAAACCAUACCACAUAACUGCAUCCCAAAUACAACUGGUACUGCUUACUCAUUAUAGCGUUAGUUCUGUAGACCUGUUUCUAGGUGAAGCAUACGUCACUGUUUGCAGGAUUUUAAAAUAAAUAUUUAAAUUUUA
Messenger RNA from Arvicanthis niloticus (Nile rat), 3606 nucleotides. RefSeq names its product serine/threonine kinase 26 (gene Stk26). The record is from RefSeq and is a predicted model, not a curated record. NCBI's taxonomy places the organism in Eukaryota, Metazoa, Chordata, Mammalia, Rodentia, Muridae. Gene Ontology annotation, biological process: protein phosphorylation; negative regulation of cell migration. Gene Ontology annotation, cellular component: cytoplasm; Golgi apparatus. Gene Ontology annotation, molecular function: protein serine/threonine kinase activity; ATP binding.